Molecule: messenger RNA, 926 nt
Organism: Morone saxatilis (striped sea-bass)
Lineage: Eukaryota; Metazoa; Chordata; Actinopteri; Moronidae
Exons: 7
Coding region: 132-926 (264 amino acids)
Source: RefSeq, a predicted model, not a curated record
CAGGUGAGUCUCCAGUUGAGAUACGGGUUUCUCACCAACCUCAGCUGUUUGAACCUGUCUCACCUGCCUCAACCGUCUCACCUGGCCACCGUUCCUGUCGACUCCCUGAGAGAGCAGAGCCGCUGAACAAGAUGGAGUCCAGAGCGGAGGAACAAGAGGAAGACGCAUCCAGGUCACCUUCUGCAGACAAGGACACCACAACUAAAACUACUGAUACUGCCAGUGCUGUUAAUAGUACGUUAGCCGCCACAACUGAAACAACUGAUGGUCAAACGGAGGAAGAGGAAACAGGUGAAGUAGUCAGAGGAAAUUGCGUUGCCAUGGAAACACCAGGUGUCAUGUCCUCAGUAUGUCUCCCAGCAGGUGACAGAGGACAGGAGGGUGACUUCCAACCAGCAGCUGUUGAGGACGAGUUUGUCUCAGAGCAGAAAUCAUCGACGCCAACAGAAAAACCAGCUCCUCCCAGCAGUCUGGCCUUGUCAGGAUCACGACCAACAAAGAAGAAAGUCCUGUUGGCUCCAGCUCUCAGUCUGUCUUUAGUGUCGACGGAGGGGAAUCCGAAGAGGAAGAGGAAGAGGAGGAGAGGAACUACGGUGGCGAUAAACAAAAGGAACCAGAGCGAUCCUGAGAAACAGUCAGACCAACACCUGAACCCGCUCCAUGUAAUAGUCAGAUCCCACGCGAGCUCAGAUUCUGUUGAGCCUGUAAACAAACAACGAAACUACAGAAACCAGCAUACGCCACUCAAACAAUCACAGACCCUCACAGACCAUUACAGACCCCCUCACAGACCCUCAACAGACCAUUACCAGACCUCCAGCGAGACCAUUAAACAGACCCUCCCACAGACCGCUCACAGGGAGAUAGCACGCAUUACAGGACCCUCCCCACAGACCAUUACAGACCCUCACAGUUUCCUCCUGUGA